This is a messenger RNA of Ficedula albicollis (Collared flycatcher), 2355 nucleotides long. It is a transcript of the gene CRMP1, whose product is annotated as collapsin response mediator protein 1. Gene Ontology annotation, cellular component: cytoplasm; cytosol. Lineage: Eukaryota; Metazoa; Chordata; Aves; Passeriformes; Muscicapidae. The transcript is spliced from 14 exons. The coding region runs from base 169 to 2220 and encodes 683 amino acids. Gene Ontology annotation, molecular function: hydrolase activity, acting on carbon-nitrogen (but not peptide) bonds, in cyclic amides. The record is from RefSeq and is a predicted model, not a curated record.
AACGUUUGCAGUUCCCUAAGGGAAAGAUCCCACCAGCCAACCCAGCUCCGCCACUGCUGCAUCCAUCCAUUCAUUUUUAUGGUCACUAACAGCCUAUCCCGGUAGUGGAAGGUGUAGAGAAGUGGGAGGCAGGAAGAGAGAUAGAGAGAGAGAGAUCCGGACACGAGAAUGGCCGAGAGAAAGAGGAACUGGAAUAAAGAAGAUGACCUGCCUGUGUAUCUAGCUAGGCCGGGCACGACAGCCCAGACACCGCGACAGAAAUACGGGGGAAUGUUCGCCUCCGUGGAGGGGGCCUAUGAGAACAAAACCAUCGACUUCGACGCCUACAGCGUGGGGAAGAAGGGGUCCCGGACCCCGCGGAGCGGCAGCCGGCACGACAUGCUGGACGGAGGGGACAACUACAGCGAGACCGCCAGCGACAUCAGCGAGAUCUCCGGCUCCGUCAUCAGCUCCCCGGGAGACCGGGAGGACAAGACCCCGGGCGUGGAGAUCAAAUACCCCAUGGGGAAGGAGCUGCUGCAGGGCCAGGACAAUGGACAGAGUGACCGACUGCUCAUUAAAGGUGGAAGAAUUAUCAAUGAUGACCAUUCCUUCUAUGCAGACCUAUACCUUGAAGAUGGACUAAUAAAGCAAAUAGGAGAGAAUCUGAUUGUCCCUGGAGGAGUCAAGACCAUAGAGGCUAAUGGGCGCAUGGUGAUUCCUGGGGGAAUAGAUGUCAACACUUAUCUACAAAAGCCCUGCCAAGGGAUGACUCCUGUUGAUGACUUCUAUCAAGGCACAAAAGCAGCUCUAGCAGGGGGCACCACCAUGAUCAUUGAUCAUGUGCUUCCAGAACCUGGGUCGAGUUUACUGACCUCCUUUGAGAAGUGGCACGAGGCAGCUGAUACCAAAUCCUGUUGUGAUUAUGCUCUCCAUGUGGACAUCACCAGCUGGUAUGAUGGGAUUCGAGAAGAACUGGAAGUACUUGUGCAAGACAAAGGUGUGAACUCUUUUCAAGUCUACAUGGCGUACAAAGAUCUCUACCAAAUGUCCGACAGCCAGCUUUAUGAAGCCUUUACCUUCCUAAAGAGUCUUGGGGCUGUUAUCCUGGUCCAUGCUGAAAAUGGAGACUUGAUAGCUCAGGAACAAAAGCGAAUUCUGGAGAUGGGAAUCACUGGACCUGAGGGACAUGCCCUGAGCAGGCCAGAAGAGCUUGAAGCAGAAGCAGUUUUCCGUGCCAUCACGAUUGCCAGUCGAAUAAACUGCCCAGUGUACAUCACCAAGGUGAUGAGUAAGAGUGCAGCUGAUAUCAUUGCACUGGCCAGGAAGAGAGGUACCCUUGUUUUUGGAGAACCCAUCACUGCCAGCUUGGGGACAGAUGGGACACAUUACUGGAGCAAAAACUGGGCCAAGGCUGCAGCUUUUGUGACCUCACCACCUCUGAGCCCUGACCCUACCACUCCAGAGCACUUAAAUUCACUCUUAGCAUGUGGGGACCUGCAGGUGACGGGAAGUGGGCAUUGCCCCUAUAGCACUGCCCAGAAAGCCCUCGGAAAGGACAACUUCACCCUGAUUCCCGAAGGGGUCAAUGGAAUUGAGGAAAGGAUGACUGUUGUCUGGGACAAGGCUGUAGCCACAGGCAAGAUGGACGAGAGCCAGUUUGUAGCUGUCACCAGCACCAAUGCUGCCAAAAUCUUUAAUCUGUAUCCAAGAAAAGGCCGGAUUGCUGUAGGAUCCGAUGCUGAUGUUGUUAUUUGGGACCCUGAUAAGGUGAAGACUGUAACAGCCAAAAGCCAUAAAUCGGCCAUUGAGUACAACAUCUUUGAAGGAAUGGAGUGCCAUGGUGCCCCACUGGUGGUCAUAAGCCAAGGGAAGAUUGUGUUUGAAGAUGGGAAUCUGCACGUCAAUAAGGGAAUGGGCCGCUUCAUCCCUCGCAAACCUUUCCCUGAAUAUCUUUACCAGCGCAUCAAAAUCAGGAACAAGGUGGGAGGACUGCAAGGAGUCUCCAGAGGAAUGUACGAUGGACCUGUGUAUGAAAUCCCAGCUACGCCAAAAUACGCAACUCCUGCGCCAUCAACUAAAUCCUCCCCUGCCAAAAACCAGCCCCGACCAAUCAGAAACCUCCAUCAGUCCAAUUUCAGCUUAUCAGGAGCUCAGACUGAUGACAACAACCCACGUCGUACUGGCCACCGCAUCGUGGCACCUCCCGGUGGGCGCUCUAAUAUUACCACUCUUGGCUGAAAAAUGAUGAUGGACAGAUACACAAGGAUGAAGGAUCAUGGGAAUCAUGUCCAUUCCCUUCAAUAUCUGUGUUAUUGAGCCCACAGUUUCAUUUGGUACUAACGGAAAUAAAAACCGAAAUGUCUUUAUUUGUUU